ACUUCCUCGAAUAAAGGAAAAUAUUGCAAUAUAUAUCUAGGAAUGUCAGAUAAUCGAUUACAUUUAAUUAGAUUAUUGGAGGUUAUUGCAGCGGUAUAACACAGCGUGCGAGGGGUACAUGUGACUAUUCCAAUCCAAUGUGACUCGCCGGCAACAAAUGCGUAGUUCGGACCGCAUACGAAAUUAUGUACACAGUUUUAUUGCAUUACGUUCGUUUGUUUUACGCGUAUAAAUACGUAUAUGAACAGUUCAUUCAAUCAAUCCAGUUUACAUCAUUGAUAGUAGUGCACUUUGAAUUUAUUAAAGAUCAGUGUCAACGGAAAUACACAACCACAAUGAACCACCCUGAUAUGUACAACAUAUCAAAUGCAAUACAGAAGAAAGCGGCCAUCCAAUGCCUGGAUGAAUUCGGGAAGAAAAUCAACUGGAGCAAUAAUGGAGACAACGCAGUAGACUUAGGAUGCGGAGACGGAAGCGUUACCAACAUACUGAAAAAAUACAUGCCUAGGAAUUACAGGAAACUGGUAGCUUGUGACAUCAGUGAAAAAGCAGUUAAAUAUGCAAAUGAGCAUCACAGCGAUGAAAAUACUAGUUUCAGAGUAUUGGAUAUAGAAGGGGAACUGCCGGAAGAAAUGCGAGGGGAAUUCAACCACGUUUUCUCCUUUUACGCUUUACACUGGAUACAUGAUCAAGAGAAAGCGUUUAGGAACAUCUACAGUCUCCUUUCGGAUGGUGGUGACUGCCUCUUGACGUUCCUCGGGUAUAUGCCGUGCUACAGUGUGUACAGUGUCCUGUCUCGAUGCAAUAAAUGGGAGUCCUGGCUGAAGGACAUCGAUUUGUUCAUAUCCCCUUAUCACACGAUGCAGGAUCCAGAUAUUAAAGUUAAGGAGAUGAUGGAAGAAAUCGGUUUCAGAAAUAUCAACGUCACAUGCAAGGAAAUGCUGUACGUCUUCGACAGUGUAGAAGCAAUAAAAAACACAGUAAAAGCAAUAGAGCCUUUCGAUAUGCCGAAAGACGUGUACGAAGAUUUCAUGCAAGACUAUUACGCCGUGGCUCAGGAACUUGGACUUAUGGAAAUAAACAACAACAAUGUUGGAGAAUCUUCAAUAAAUUGUAGUUAUUGUCUGCUCGUCGUAUGCGCUAGCAAGUGAUUACUACUGAAAACCCGCCUUGAAAAAAACCCUAAUGAAAUUAUUAAGGCCAAACUCCGCCUCAGAUCUGAUUAAAAAAACCGCCUAUUUUAUACUAUUUAUAGAUUUAUUUCUUAGUUUCGUAGAGUUAUACAUUGGUAGUGUAAUAGAAGAUGUAGUACAAAGUGUUAACAGUCCUUUAUUUUAGUUUAAGUGUACGAAUGCCUACUUAAGAUACUAGAAAUUUGCAUUUCUUCAUCGUCAACUGUUUAGCUAUUUAUUUUUUUAUUAUUUAUUGUCAUGAACAUGAUUAGACUUGCAGAGGAACAUUUAACUGAAAUAGUUAUCAUCAUUUUAAUAUGUUAAAGAGAAUUGACGCCAAAAUAUUGAAUAUGGCAGAAUGUUAACGGUACAAAAUGUUCUUGUUAUUGUCAGAUAAUGUUUUAAUAUUAUGCCAAAAUUUAGAUAAAUAAUAUUGUGGAACCAUAUCAUAUUAUAAUUCACUCCUGAGAAUUUUCCGGACAAUAAUGAUUAUU
Trichoplusia ni (cabbage looper) is the source of this 1666-nucleotide messenger RNA. Its product is annotated as juvenile hormone acid O-methyltransferase-like. The transcript is spliced from 5 exons. The coding region runs from base 186 to 1151 and encodes 321 amino acids. Gene Ontology annotation, molecular function: S-adenosylmethionine-dependent methyltransferase activity. Lineage: Eukaryota; Metazoa; Arthropoda; Insecta; Lepidoptera; Noctuidae. The record is from RefSeq and is a predicted model, not a curated record.